This is a messenger RNA of Onychostoma macrolepis, 1665 nucleotides long. Its product is annotated as zinc finger protein RFP-like. The coding region runs from base 4 to 1665 and encodes 553 amino acids. The transcript is spliced from 7 exons. Gene Ontology annotation, molecular function: zinc ion binding; protein binding. Lineage: Eukaryota; Metazoa; Chordata; Actinopteri; Cypriniformes; Cyprinidae. The record is from RefSeq and is a predicted model, not a curated record.
GCAAUGGCAGAAUCAUCCCCAAUUUCACUGAAAAGAAGAGAAAGGAGAUGGAGUAUAAAUAGUCCUCCGUUCAUGUCAUCCUCCUGUGGUCCACUGACUGAGGAGCUUCAGUGCUCUAUAUGUCUGGAUGUGUUCACUGAUCCAGUCAGCACUCCAUGUGGACACAACUUCUGCAAGACCUGUCUGAAUAAGUGCUGGGACAACAGCCAGACCUGCAACUGUCCAUACUGUAAAGAAACAUUCAACCAAAGACCUGAUCUCAAGAUUAAUACCACACUCCGAGAGAUCGUAGAUCACUAUAAAAAUAAAAGUACUGAGAAAAAAACUGAAGUUCUGUGUGAUUUCUGUGAGGAAAGAAAGCUGCAAGCCCUGAAGUCGUGUCUGGUGUGUCAGAGCUCUUACUGUGAAACUCACCUGCAGCCUCAUUUGAGAGUGGCAGGUUUAAAGAAACACAAACUGAUGGAGCCUGUGAGUAAUCUGGAGGACUAUAUAUGUCAGAAACAUGAGAGACCUCUGGAGCUGUUCUGUAGAGAUGAUCAGACAUGUGUGUGUCUGUCCUGCACUGAAGGAGAUCACAAAAACCACAACACUGUUCCUCUAGAAGAAACCGAGUUGAUGAUCCAAGACGUGCAGAUGAUGAUCCAAGACAGAGUCAAGAAGAUUCAAGACAUCAAACACUCAGCAGAAAUCAGAAAAAGAAACACAGAGGAGGAGAAAGCAGCCCGUGUUGAGCUCUUCACUGAUCUCAUCCGCUCCAUUGAGAGAUGUCAGACUGAAGUGCUGGAGAUGAUGGAGGAGCAGCAGAAAGCAGCAGAGAAACAGGAGCAAGAGCUCAUUAAAGAUCUGGAGCAGGAGAUCACUGAGCUAAAGAUGAGAAACACUGAGCUAAAGAUGAGAAACACUGAGCUGGAGCAGCUCUCACACACUGAAGAUCACCUCCACCUCCUACAGAUUUAUUCAUCCCUGCGCAUCCCUACAAACACCAGGAACUGGUCUGAGAUCAGAGUGAACACUCGUGAGAGUCUGGAGACUCUGAGGAGAGCUCUGACUCAACUGCAGGACACUCUGCAUGAGAAAUUCACACAAACUGAGCUGAAGUGGAUGCAGCAGUAUGCAGUGGAUGUGACUCUGGAUCCUGAUACAGCUCAUCCAAACCUCAUGCUGUCUGAUGAUGGAAAACAAGUGAGAUAUGGAGACACUGAGCAGAAACUAGCAGACAAACCAAAGAGAUUUAAUAGAUGUCCUGCUGUCCUGGGAAAAGAGGGAUUCUCCUCAGGGAAGUUUUAUUUUGAGGUGCAGGUGAAGGGAAAGUCUAACUGGGAUGUAGGAGUGGCCACAGAAUAUAUUAAAAGGAAGGGAGCGAUCACACUUGGUCCGAGUAAUGGAUACUGGGCUGUGUGGCUGAGAAAUAGGAAUGAAUAUAAGGCUCACUCUGCUCCUCCCGUUUCUCUGUCUCUGAGAGUGAAGCCGCAGCGGGUCGGUGUGUUUGUGGAUUAUGAGGAGGGUCGGGUCUCCUUUUAUGAUGUGGAGUCCAGCUCUCAUAUCUACUCUUUCACAGGUCAGUCUUUCACUGGGAAACUCUAUGCAUAUUUAAACCCAUCCCAAAAUAGAGGCGGUUACAAUUCAGUCCCACUGAUCAUCACACCUUUCAAUUUCAAUAUAUGA